AUGCCCUACGCCAUGGUCAAUCCUCUCCUACCUCUGGAUUCUGGCGAGAUUCAGACGGUUGCUUCUUUGGUCCGACAACAUGCAGGCUCUAACUUGCAGCUCCAUUUCAAGACCAUCACUAUCGAAGAGCCUCACAGAGAUGAUGUGCAGACCUAUAUAGAAGCGAAGAAGAAGGGCUUGACUCCCGGUGUGAUUGAGAGAGUCGCUUUUGUGACCUACUACAUAAAGGGGACAGAUAUUUUCUAUGAGGCCUUAGUCAGCAUAUCGCAGAACGCGGUCCUUAGAGCCACGCGAUUGCCACCCCAAUAUCAUGCCAACAUUGAUGAAAACGAGAUGAUCGAGAUUGCAGAUCUGGCCCUUAAACAUGAGAAGGUUCAGGCUGCUCUCACCGAACUGCAACUCCCUGCAGGAUAUCAUGUUGUGAUUGAGCCAUGGAUGUACGGAUCCGACGGUGUGAACGACUCCCGCAGAUGCUAUCAAUGCUUUAUGUUCAUCCGCGAUCCAGCCAACUCCUCUGAGCCUGACUCCAACUACUAUGCGUAUCCCCUACCAAUUUCAGCCGUGAUGGAUGCUGUCACUCGAGACCUUAUUCGCGUCGACCGCAUUCCUACCGGGGGAGAAUAUACAGUCGGGGAGAUGAAGCCGUACAAGGUUCACCGCCCUGCUGAAUAUCUCCCGGAGCUACAAGAUCUUCGUCAGGACGUCAAGCCGCUACAGGUGGUCCAGCCUGAUGGCGUGAGCUUUGCAGUCACUUCCCUCGGGGAAACUGGCCAUUACCUCGAGUGGCAGAAAUGGGCUUUUCAGAUUGGCUUCAACGCGCGCGAAGGAAUUGUCUCCUACGACGGCCGACAAGUCUUCUAUCGCCUCGCAUUGUCUGAGAUGAAUGUGCCAUAUGGUGAUCCCCGGGCUCCGCUACACCGCAAAGCCGCCUUCGACCUUGGUGACGCCGGAGCUGGCGCCACUGCCAACAAUCUCCAAUUAGGCUGUGAUUGUCUCGGCUCCAUUCAGUACCUGACCGGAAUUAUUUCCGACAGCGAGGGUCGCCCUGAGAUCAUGCCCAACGCCAUAUGCAUCCACGAGCAGGACAAUGGCAUCAGCUGGAAGCAUACUAAUUGGCGUACUGGCCGUGCCUGUGUUGUCAGGAACCGGGAGCUUGUUUUGCAGAGCAUUCUUACCUUGGCUAACUACGAGUACAUUCUGGCUUUUGUCUUUAACCAGGCUGGAGAGAUGCAUUAUGAGGUUCGCGCGAUGGGAAUUGUAAGUACCCAACCCGUCGAUGAAGGUAUCAAUUCCCCUCACGGCACCGUGGUUCAUCCUGGAGUAUUGGCAGCCUACCACCAACAUGUAUUUUCAUUGAGAAUUGAUCCCGCUGUCGAUGGACCCCAUAACCGCGUGGUCUACGAAGAGGCCCAUGCGAUGCCUCGGGACGAGGUCAAGAACCCUCAUGGUGUUGGCUACAUUCUUGAGAAAACAACGAUUGAUGUGGCCGGGGGAUACGACCUUGACCACACGAGGAAUCGAACUUUCAAGAUUGUUAAUGAUAAGAUUCGGAAUCCAGUAAACAAUCUGCCUGUAGGAUACAAGAUUCACGCCGCUCCUUUCCAGGCUAUGCUCGCCGACAAGGAUAGCUUUCACUUUAAACGCGCCGAGUUCGCUGAUCACCACAUAUACAUCACGAAAUAUGCCCCGAACGAAAAGUUUGCAGGGGGGAAAUAUACGAACCAAUCACGAGGCGGCGAUGGCGUUAGGACUUGGUCGGCUCGAAAGGACAAUGUGAAAGACACUACCAUUGUAGUCUGGGUACAAUUCGGUAUCAACCACAUACCUCGAGUUGAGGAUUUCCCGGUAUGCUACUGA
Molecule: messenger RNA, 1857 nt
Organism: Diaporthe amygdali
Lineage: Eukaryota; Fungi; Ascomycota; Sordariomycetes; Diaporthales; Diaporthaceae
Product: Amine oxidase
Exons: 4
Coding region: 1-1857 (618 amino acids)
Biological process (GO): amine metabolic process
Molecular function (GO): primary methylamine oxidase activity; copper ion binding; quinone binding
Source: RefSeq, a predicted model, not a curated record